UAUUAAAAUUUGAAAUAUAAAUAGCGUACAAAAAACAUAACUAUUUAAAUGUGAAAGCUUUUGGUUAAAAACCAAUAUUUUUGGUUCGCCUGUAACGCAACUGUGAUAAAUAAUAAAAAAAACACACAAGGAACAAAGAAAGGAAAGAAAGCAUAACCCUUUUGCGUGCUUUCAACUUUUUAUUAAAAUUUAAUUACCACAAAUCGAAUUUAUACAAAAAAAUAAGCAUAUAGAGGCUUUUUAUUCCAAAAGCGUGUGUAUUUUGCCGCUAGUAUUACAAUAUAAAAGUGAAAUGAGUGCGUGUUUGCAAAAUUCAAAGAAUUCAGCCGCUUUGGCAGUCAUUGAUGAAGAUACGGCGUCUUGCGACCCAACGUUUAGUAGUAGUAUCAGUAGUAGAAGAGAAGUUAAUGAAAACGCUCUUGGAUACCCUAGCGUAUCCAAGGCACGCACCGUCUCCUCAUCAUCUUGCGCUACUAGCGUCUCGAAUGAGUCCUUCUGUAUCUCUCUCGGCGUAGGGCCUCUGUGGUGGUUUGAUGUCCCUACCCACCACAGAACUGAUCACGAUAGGGCGUCACUCUUAACUGAACACUCUCGGAAGAUUUCUGUGGAUUCAGCUGGUGGCAGUGUAUUCGAACACAGCCGCACUUCGUCGGAGUGCUCUGAUUCGGAUGGCAGCGAUUCACAACAUAGCAGCAGUGAUGCACAAUCACUAUUUUCGAACGAAGAUUGCCAAGAGAUGGUCCAACAUAUCUUGCAACAUGAUAAUCCAACGCGUAUAACCAUCAAAUUGCAUGUCACGGAGAACCAGUUCUCGGAAUGGGAAUCGGUCUUAAAUCCGGAUAAUAACAUUUUGUACGUUGCAAUGCCCGACGAGCUUCCCCCCGAGGCUUCGAAGGACACAUUCAUCUCUUUGUUGGAGUUCGCUGAAGACAAAUUGGAUGUCGACGCAGUUGUUUUAUGUGUACGCAAGAAUCGACCAGAUCGCGCAUCUCUCUUCGAGACUUUCUUGAUAAUGGGUUUCCAACCAUUGUCCAGAAAAUCACCAUUGGCACCACCAUCCACUGCUAAGGCUUCUGAGAAUUAUUACUUCAUCUACCACAUUGAAGACUAAGUUGACAUAACAAAUAACAUCAUUAUAAUAAAUGUGUGUGACGCUAACUCAUUCGUAAAACAAAAGAAGUAAUUUUAAAAUUCUAAGAAAAACACCAAACUUACAUGCUUCGAAACACAUUUAAAAAGGGACAACAAAAUAAAUGACUGAGAAAACAUCCAUUAGCGCUCACAACACAAUAUGUCAACUUUGAGUAAGAAAGUUAAGAGUAAAGGCAAAAAUAUCGUAUUUUAUUCAAAAACACUAAAAAAAGAUAAAAAUGUAAAAAAAAAUAUAAAAAAUUAAAAAAAAAUGCAAAAAAAUUAUAAUUAUAGGUGAAUUAUAUAUUGAAUUCCUACACAUAUGAUUUAAACAUUUUACGUAUGCAUUAAUAUUACUAAAACAACGCAUUAUAUGAAGUACAUUUUAAUUUGAAAUUGAAUUAUUUUUAUUUUAAAAUUUAAUUAUUAUUUUUAUUUUAAAUAUGAAUUAUUUUUACUUUGAACAUGAAUUAUUUUUAUUUUGAACUUGAAUUAUUUUUAUUUUCAACUUGCAUUUUUCUAUUUUGAAAAUGAAUUCUUAUCAUUUUUUCAACAAUUUAUUACUAAAAUUAUAUUCACAUUUAAUUAUCUUAUCUUAUAUUAUCGAUUAUAAAAAAAAAAAUCCGUUUUUGUUACAGAGUUUUUUCCACACAAGAAGUGUAUUUAUUUAUUUUCAUUAACUAACACAAUUUUCACAUGGGUAAAAUUAUUCCGUAAAUUAUAUCAUUUAUACUAAAAAUGCAGAACCAUUAAAGUAUAUUUAAUUUUUUAACAUUUCACAUAUUUAAUUAUAUAACAGGAAAUCAUUAACACUUAUUUAUAGAAAUUAUUUAAAAAGUAAAUGAACUUGUGUAAUAAAACGGAUAAAAAAAAACAAAAAAA
Molecule: messenger RNA, 2013 nt
Organism: Bactrocera dorsalis (oriental fruit fly)
Lineage: Eukaryota; Metazoa; Arthropoda; Insecta; Diptera; Tephritidae
Gene: Oda
Product: ornithine decarboxylase antizyme
Biological process (GO): positive regulation of protein catabolic process
Cellular component (GO): cytoplasm; nucleus
Molecular function (GO): ornithine decarboxylase inhibitor activity
Source: RefSeq, a predicted model, not a curated record